Messenger RNA from Mandrillus leucophaeus (drill), 3207 nucleotides. It is a transcript of the gene USP42, whose product is annotated as ubiquitin specific peptidase 42. The coding region runs from base 13 to 3207 and encodes 1064 amino acids. The transcript is spliced from 16 exons. Gene Ontology annotation, cellular component: nucleus; cytosol. Gene Ontology annotation, biological process: protein deubiquitination; regulation of apoptotic process. NCBI's taxonomy places the organism in Eukaryota, Metazoa, Chordata, Mammalia, Primates, Cercopithecidae. The record is from RefSeq and is a predicted model, not a curated record. Gene Ontology annotation, molecular function: cysteine-type endopeptidase activity; cysteine-type deubiquitinase activity.
CAGAGUUGAACAAUGACCAUAGUUGACAAAGCUUCUGAAUCUUCAGACCCAUCAGCCUAUCAGAAUCAGCCUGGCAGCUCUGAGGCAGUCUCACCUGGAGACAUGGAUGCAGGUUCUGCCAGCUGGGGUGCUGUGUCUUCAUUAAAUGAUGUGUCAAAUCACACACUUUCUUUAGGACCAGUACCUGGUGCUGUAGUUUAUUCAAGUUCAUCUGUACCUGAUAAAUCAAAACCAUCACCACAGAAGGAUCAAGCCCUAGGUGAUGGCAUCGCUCCUCCACAGAAAGUUCUUUUCCCAUCAGAGAAGAUCUGUCUUAAGUGGCAGCAAACUCAUAGAGUUGGAGCUGGGCUCCAGAAUUUGGGCAAUACCUGUUUUGCCAAUGCAGCACUGCAGUGUUUAACUUACACACCACCUCUCGCCAAUUACAUGCUCUCACAUGAACACUCCAAAACAUUCCAUAAUUCAUUCCCCACAGACAGCUUUCCUCUCACUUUUGCGCUUAAUGAAAGUAGGGUGUGGAUGAAAACCCAGCACUAUCCCUGGUGCCGAAACGGUUGGGGAUUCUGGUCUAAAGGGCCUGAUCCUGCUUAUAGCUUAUGUAUAGCUAGGCACUUUCGUUUUGGAAACCAAGAAGAUGCCCAUGAAUUCCUUCAAUACACUGUUGAUGCUAUGCAAAAAGCAUGCUUGAAUGGCAGCAAUAAAUUGGACAGACACACCCAGGCCACCACUCUCGUUUGUCAGAUAUUUGGAGGAUACCUAAGAUCUAGAGUCAAAUGUUUAAAUUGCAAGGGCGUUUCAGAUACUUUUGAUCCAUAUCUUGAUAUAACAUUGGAGAUAAAGGCUGCUCAGAGUGUUAACAAGGCGUUGGAGCAGUUUGUGAAGCCGGAACAGCUUGAUGGAGAAAACUCAUACAAGUGCAGCAAGUGUAAAAAGAUGGUUCCAGCUUCAAAGAGGUUCACUAUCCAUAGAUCCUCUAACGUUCUUACACUUUCUCUGAAACGUUUUGCAAAUUUUACUGGUGGAAAAAUUGCUAAGGAUGUGAAAUAUCCUGAGUAUCUUGAUAUUCGGCCAUAUAUGUCUCAACCCAACGGAGAGCCGAUUGUUUACGUCUUGUAUGCAGUGCUGGUCCACACUGGUUUUAAUUGCCAUGCUGGCCAUUACUUCUGCUACAUAAAAGCUAGCAAUGGCCUCUGGUAUCAAAUGAAUGACUCCAUUGUAUCUACCAGUGAUAUUAGAUCGGUACUCAGCCAACAAGCCUAUGUGCUCUUUUAUAUCAGGUCUCAUGAUGUGAAAAAUGGAGGUGAACUUACUCAUCCCACCCAUAGCCCCGGCCAGUCCUCUCCCCGCCCCGUCAUCAGUCAGCGGGUUGUCACCAACAAACAGGCUGCACCAGGGUUUAUCGGACCACAGCUUCCCUCUCACAUGAUAAAGAAUCCACCUCACUUAAAUGGGACUGGACCAUUGAAAGACACACCAAGCAGUUCCAUGUCAAGUCCUAACGGGAAUUCCAGUGUCAACAGGGCUAGUCCUGUUAAUGCUUCAGCUUCUGUCCAAAACUGGUCAGUUAAUAGGUCUUCAGUGAUCCCAGAACAUCCUAAGAAACAAAAAAUUACAAUCAGUAUUCACAACAAGUUGCCUGUUCGCCAGUGUCAGUCUCAGCCUAACCUUCAUAGCAAUUCUUUGGAGAACGCUGCCAAGCCCGUUCCCUCUUCUACCAUUACCAAUUCUGCAGUACAGUCUACCUCGAACGCAUCUACGAUGUCAGUUUCUAGUAAAGUAACAAAACCGAUCCCCCGCAGCGAAUCCUGUUCCCAGCCCGUGAUGAAUGGCAAAUCCAAGCUGAACUCCAGUGUGCUGGUCCCCUAUGGCGCCGAGUCCUCUGAGGACUCUGACGAGGAGUCGAAGGGGCUGGGCAAGGAGAAUGGGAUUGGUACGAUUGCGAGCUCCCACUCUCCCGGCCGAGAUGCCGAAGAUGAGGAGGCCGCUCCGCACGAGCUCCAAGAACCCAUGACCCUAAACGGUGCUAAUAGUGCAGACAGCGACAGUGACCCAAAAGAAAACGGCCUGCCGCCUGAUGGUGCCAGCUGCCAAGGCCAGCCUGCCCUGCACUCAGAAAAUCCCUUUGCUAAGGCAAACGGUCUUCCUGGAAAGUUGAUGCCUGCUCCUUUGCCGUCUCUCCCAGAAGACAAAAUCUUAGAGACCUUCAAGUUUAGCAACAAACUGAAAGGCUCGACAGAUGAAAUGAGGCCCAGCCCCGGCGAGCGCCGCUCUCUGGGCAGGUACAGUCACCACCACUCCCGACACCGGAGUGGGGCGGAGCCGGACUGGGUCAGACACCACUACACCGAGGGCGAGCAUGGCUGGGGCCGGGAGAAGUUCUACGCCGACAGGCCGCGCUGGGACAGGUGCCGGUACUACCAUGACAGGUACGCCCCGUACGCCGCCCGGGACUGGAAGCCCUUCCACGGCGGCCGCGAGCACGAGCGGGCCGGGCUGCAUGAGCGGCCGCACAAGGACCACAGCCGGGGCCGUAGGGGCUGCGAGCCGGCCCGGGAGAGGAAGCGGCACCGCCCUGGCAGCCCCCGUGCAGGAGCGCCCCACGCCCUCGCCCCGCACCCUGACCGCUUCUCCCACGACAGAACUGCACUUGUAGCUGGAGACAACUGUAACCUCUCUGAUCGGUUUCACGAACACGAAAAUGUAAAGUCACGGAAACGGAGACACGACAGCGUGGAAAACAGUGACAGCCAUGGCGAAAAGAAAGCCCGGAGGAGCGAACAGAAGGACCCUCUAGAAGAGCCUAAAGCGAAGAAGCACAAAAAAUCAAAGAAGAAAAAGAAAUCCAAAGACAAACACCGAGACCGCGACUCCAGGCAUCAGCAGGACUCAGACCUCUCAGCAGCGUGCUCUGACGCUGACCUCCACAGACACAAAAAAAAGAAGAAGAAAAAGAAGAGACAUUCAAGAAAAUCAGAGGACUUUGUUAAAGAUUCAGAACUGCACUUACCCAGGGCCGCCAGCUUGGAGACUGUUGCCCAGUUCCGGAGAGCCCAGGGCGGCUUUCCUCUGCCUGGUGGCCCGCCUCUGGAAGGCGUCGGACCUUUCCGUGAGAAAACGAAACACUUACGGAUGGAAAGCAGGGAUGACAGGUGUCAUCUCUUUGAGUAUGGCCAGGGUAAGAGGAGAUACUUGGAAUUAAGAAGAUAG